AUCAUAUAUGGAAAGUCAGAGAAACAUAUCAGAAUUCAUUCUCCUGGGUCUUUCUUCUGACCAGAACAUACAGAUAUUUUGCUUCAUCUUCUUCCUGUUUUGUUACCUUGCCAUCUUGAUGGGAAACCUUCUGAUCCUUAUCUCCAUCCGAUGCAGUUCUCUGUAUAACCAACCAAUGUACUAUUUUCUUAAUCAGCUAUCUUCUGUAGACAUCUGGUAUACCUCCUGUGUGACACCCAAGUUGAUUGGCGAUCUCCUGGUGGAAAGAAAGUCCAUCUCCUACAGGAACUGCAUAUUACAGAUCUUGGCCAUGCACUUCUUUGGAAUGAUUGAAAUCUUCAUCCUCACAGUUAUGGCCUUUGACCGCUGUGUAGCAAUCUGCAAACCUCUCCACUACAUGAUUAUCAUGAGCAGAACUAGAUGCAGCCUCCUGAUCAUGGCUGCUUGGGCUAGUGGGGCUGCUCAUUCCUUUUCCCAGUUUUCUAUGAUAACUGGGCUGCCCUUCUGUGGUCCCAAUGAAAUUGACAACUACUACUGUGAUAUUUUUCCUUUGCUGAAAGUUGCCUGUACUGAUACCUAUGUCACUGGUGUACUUGUGGUUGCCAAUUCUGGAAUGGUUGCCUUAGUAACCUUUGUUCUCCUGUUUGGGUCUUAUAUCAUUAUACUGUUCACAUUAAGAAAUCACUCAGCUGAGGGAAGACGCAAAGCACUGUCUACCUGUGGGUCUCACAUCACUGUUGUUAUCUUAUUUUUUGGACCUUCCAUCUUUUCUUAUCUGAGACCCCCUACCACUUUCCCUGAAGACAAAAUCUUUGCUCUAUUUUACACCAUUAUUGUACCCAUGUUCAAUCCCCUAAUCUACACCCUGAGAAAUUCAGACAUGAAAAAGGCUCUGAGAAAAGUUUGGUGUCAGAAGAUAUUUUUAGAAGAAAAACAUAAUUGAUUUGUUCUACUUAUGAUAAAUAAUUUUAUGCAGCAGUAAAAAUUUGUCAGCACCAAGGAACAUUAUUAAUUUUUAAAAUUUUAAUUUUAUUAGUACAUGUUUGCAGUAUAUGACAUUUACAUUCAUCUUGGGAAGUAGGUACAUGUACCUAACAGAGCUCAUUUCUUUUUAAAAUCCACUUCCUACACACCUCACUACUCUCUGUUCUGCUUUCCUCAUCUCCAUUCCUUUUCUUAUUAUUCUCAGUUCAUGGUAGUGACAUAAAUGCUUACUUUUAUUGUGGGUAAUUGUUAUCAGUAUAUGGCACAUCUUAUUCAAAUCAUGAAAUGCAAAUCAUUCAUUUAUAAAUAUCAAAGAUCAGGAACUGGAAAAUUACCAGUAAAAUGAAAGUUUCACUAGUAAGACUGAGAAGGAGUGGAGAAGCAAAUCUAUACUAAAAAUAUUGUAGGCUAAGGAAUGAUACCUUUGUUAUGUAGAAUAAUCAAUUCUGAUGCUGUUGCAGAGUUUUAACAAGUAUUUUUUUGAAAUUUACAUAGGAGACCAAGCAACUGUUUUAUUAGUCUUUAGAAAUAAUAUAAACAGGUCAUUUAAAAAAUUAAAAAUUAAUUUAUUUUCUCAAGGAGGCUUAUUUUAGUUAUUAUAUGAGAUAUUCAGCUAAAAUUAUGACAUUCUA
Heterocephalus glaber (naked mole-rat) is the source of this 1616-nucleotide messenger RNA. The record is from RefSeq and is a predicted model, not a curated record. Lineage: Eukaryota; Metazoa; Chordata; Mammalia; Rodentia; Bathyergidae.